GUGGUUUGUAUUCGGUAAAUGAGGUUAAGUAUUUGAGGACAAUUUGUAGAGGAUGAGAAGGGAUUAAAAAAUUAUUAUUGGAGACUCAUUGAAGAGUGGUGGUACCGAUAAAUAUUUAAUUACUACAGAACUUAUAAAAAUGUAUCAUGCAGUAGUAAAUUUUGAAACACGCAGAACUGUAAUUAAUACCGACUAAGUGUUAACUCUAUAGUAGUGUAGUGACUUAAAUUAUGGAUAAGUGGCCGAAAGACGUUGGUAUUUUAGCUCUAGAAUUGUAUAUACCCUCUUUAUAUGUUGACCAGGCAGAAUUAGAGGAUUAUGAUGGAGUUUCAAGUGGAAAGUACACUAUUGGUUUGGGCCAACAGAAAAUGGGGUUCUGUACGGACCGGGAAGAUAUUAAUUCGUUAUGCCUUACUGUGGUUCAAAAAUUAAUGGAAAACUACAAUAUAAAACCACAAGAUAUUGGGCGUUUAGAAGUGGGCACUGAAACUAUCAUUGAUAAAUCUAAAAGUGUAAAAACAGUUUUAAUGCAACUGUUUGAACCUUUUGGAGUAACAGAUAUAGAGGGUGUAGAUACAACAAAUGCGUGUUAUGGGGGUACAGCGGCAUUGAUCAAUGCUAUUUCGUGGAUUGAGUCAUCUUAUUGGAAUGGCAGAUAUGCUCUUGUAGUAACAGCUGAUAUAGCAGUGUACGCAAAAGGAUCAGCUAGACCAACAGGCGGUGCUGGCUCCGUCGCCAUGUUAUUGGGACCAAACGCUCCUUUAGUUUUUGACCGAGGACUCCGAGCGACGUAUGUAAAACAUGCUUAUGAUUUUUACAAACCGGAUCUUACUUCAGAAUACCCUGUAGUUGAUGGAAAAUUGUCUAUACAAUGUUAUUUGAGUGCAUUAGAUAUUUGCUAUGGACUUUAUAAGAAAAAAGUAGUAGAAAAACAGAACACUACUGUCAAUUUAAAUGAAUUUGACGCUGUAAUAUUUCACACUCCAUAUUGUAAACUUGUUCAAAAAUCUGUGGGCCGUCUAGCGUUUAACGAUUUCCUUGAUAAUUCUGAUAACUAUCCGGAAUUAGAGAAAUUCAAAAAAGUUAAGUUGGAAGAAAGUUAUUUCGAUAGAGAUGUAGAGAAGGCUUUUGUUCAAGCUAGUAAAGAAGCUUUCACUAAAAAAACUCAACCAUCACUGCUUAUGGCAGCUCAAGUAGGAAAUAUGUACACUUCUUCACUUUAUGGUGGCUUGGUAUCCUUAUUAAUUAAUAAGAAACCUUCAGAAUUAAUCGGCAAUAAAAUCGUUUUAUUUUCUUAUGGAUCUGGUUUGGCCGCAUCAAUGUUUUCAAUAACAGUAAAUAAUAAUUCUGAUUCUUUACAAAAUAUAAUUACAAAUUUGAAUGAUAUAAAAACUCGGCUAGAACAACGCCAAAAAAUUGAACCCAAAAAGUUCGAGGCUAGUCUCGAAUUACGACAAGAAACCAGUCAUAAGGCUCCUUACGAACCCGUUAGUAGUAUUGAUAGUUUCUUCCCAGGAACUUACUAUUUGGUUAAAGUUGAUGAAAUGUUUAGAAGAUUUUACAAUAGAGUUCCCUUACUUACUAAUGGUUAUUCUUAGUAUUUCAUCACUGAAAUAUUAGUAUUAUUAAAGUGGAUACAGUAAAACAAAUAAUUAUGCUACAAUUUUUAUGCAGAGCUGCGAAAAAACUAACAAGUGGAUAAUUAAUAUUUCAACCAACCAAAAUCAUUGAUUAUUAUUAAUGUGGUAUAUUUGCCUUUUGUAUAGUUCUUCAUAUAUCAAUUGCAGAUUAUAAACAUUUUAUGAUUUUAUUAUUUUUAUAAAUACUUCGUAUUCGUUAAAAGGCAAUCGCCCAUGGUCUAAAGGACGCCAUAUUUCUAUUUAUUAAGAGAAAUUCAUGAAUUAAUUGAGCCACGCCACUGCUUAUCACAUGCUGUCUGGCAGCAAUAGUACAAAGAAAUUGUGUACAUACGCCUUCCCACAGCUUCGGCCAAUAGAAAUGCAUGUUUACGAUUCGAUGUUUUCAUUAGUAAACAAUAGAGAUAUGAGUCCACGUGGAUUGACGGUUUGUUAGAUGUUUACCGCAUUUUGUACGGGGAGUAAACAUUAUUUUUCAUUUCUUAAUUUGGUAUGAGUGUAGUGCGUAUUUAUGAAAUAUUGAUUGUUCCUCUCAUAACUGUCUUCUGCAAUUGAUAUUGGAAGAAGUAUAUCAAUAACUGUUUCUGAGAUUUUUUUUAGCUUAUUCUAUAUAUGCUUUCCAUUUUUUUCUAUCACGUCUAGAUUUCAUUUAAUAAUCUAAUUACACUCGACUAUGAUAUGGAUUUUAUGAAGAAAAACAAGUUCCUUUACACAUCAACAAUACAAAUUUUGUUUUCAAUAUUAGUCUACCUGUAGUUUUAUCACUGCAAAAUGCUUUAGAAAAAGUAUCAAAAUAAAGAGUCUGUACUCAACACUAGUACUUGACAUCAAUGUCAAUUACUAAGAACUUUAACUUUCUUGUUUUAGUAUUUGACACCAUGAUUAUUCCUCCUUUGGAGGUUAGAAUUCAAUUUUUCUUGAUGAACACUCAUUCCUUCUAUAUCUGCACAUCAAAAUAUUAUAACUAUAAUUGCAAAGAAGCAAAGUUUAAUGAAAAAAUACAAAUAUAAACUUACCUUUGUUUGCAGAAUGUCAUAAAUGUUUUUUAAUUCCUUGUUUCGCAGUCGAUAAUGUCAAAUACUAACACGAUAUCAAGUACUAGUACGUUUACGUUACAGAGAUGUAUGAAUGAUAAUAAAUAGUUGACAAAGGAUGAAUUUUGAAUAAAUUUAAACAAAAAUCAUGAAGGCAUUUUGAAGUAUGUAAAAUUAGAUAAGAUGGGUCUCUUGGCAAUCCCUAUUGAGAUUUCAACAGUAACGUACUAUCUUGGUACCAUUUUUCCAUUUCUUUAAAGUCUUUUUAGAACUUAACCUUGCUCUUCACUGUAAUUCCCUAAGUUCUCAGGGAAAUGGUCAAGGAGGGAAUGUAGAAAGAGAGAGUUUUUUCACUCUUUAUUGUUGCCCAGAAAACAGCGUACAAGUUUUUUCAUCCAAGCUAAUUUUUCUGUCUGAUUCAUACUUUUUAUUUAAAUUUGCGUCUUCUAUCAAAAUUCGGCUGGACUGGACUGGACCCACGAAAAUUCCCAUCUUGACUUUUUUUGAAAUAUUUUUUCUGAAAGAUACAAAUUGCUUUAUCAAUUAGGGCUUCCUGUACAGCUGUGGUAGCAAAAUCUACGGUUCGUGUAGGAUGUUUUUCAUACCAGGUACAAAAUUUUAUCGUUUAGGUCAUAAUUUUUGCUUCCACAAUCUCUACAGUCUCAUUCACAUGAGAAGAACGGAAUUUUCGUAUAACCUAGCUGUUGACCUAACAGAAGACAUAUCAAAUCGCCACACACAAGCCAUUGGUGCUCCGCAUAUGUGAUGUCGCCCAAUAUAUUUUUAUAUGUGAACGAAAUGGGCAAUAGAAGGGAGGGGUAUUUAUUGCCAUUAUCUAGAAGAACUUCUUUGAGAGGAAUCAAUGAAAAAUCUCGACUCAGACGUUUCCAAAAUAUUUCAUUAGAUCAGGAAUAUUACAGAACACGAUUGAAUCUUCAAUGAAAAGUAGUAAAUCUUGUUCUUUAUAGCGAUACCAUGAAAAUAAUUUACCUGGGGAUAAGAGACUUUUUGAUUUCAAUUUUAAGCCUACAAUUUCAAAUGCCUCUUUCGUUAGUUUUAAAUCUCUAACCAAAUCAUUUAAUUCUGCUUGGGUAAACAGCUGUGGUUCAUUGCGUCUUCCUGGUGUAAAUUAAUCCUCUGAUGAAUGGACUUCACUCUCAGAUUUAGCUGAUACAUCGAUCAAAAUGUCAGGUGGAUCGGUAGAUCUGGUCCAUGUGGUACAGGUCGUAUUGCAAAAGGAAUGAUGUAGUAGACAUUGCUCUUUUUCUUUUUAGAACUGUAUCCACUGGCGUUGAACAUACAAAAAUAGCAGUCAUUUACAUGAUUUUACGGUUCACGCUUUACCAUAGAGAUCCCAAAGGGCAUUUGCUUCUUUUUUCCUGCCUUCCAAAGACGCAAUCCUUCUACACAGAUGCCACACACUUUAGCCCAUGAUUGUCUUGAUUUCCAAGUAUUAAGUUGAAAUAGGCAAAAUACAGGUUCUUUGCUAACCCAUUAAUCUCACUUCUCUGUUACGCUACUGUAAAAUUACCACAAAUAGAACAAAACACUUCCGUUUCGACUCGCUCAUUUUGUAUCGACACAGUUAUCGGAGGAAGAAAAAUAAAUGAACUUGUUUUCGGCAACUUGCAAAAAAAGAUGUCUGCAGUCAAGGAAUUUGCGCUCGUCAGUAAGUUGCCGACAGACAAAAGAAACAUGUAACAGGCCGACGUUGUACAUGUAAAUCCUAACUUCAUACGAGAAUCGUGACUGUACACUUCACGCGUUGUACACGCUUAAUCACCGCGUUGCGUCGCGUGUGUAUGAUUAUUUAGUGGCCGGGAAUUAAUCCUCACAAUAGAAAUUAUCUAUUUAAGAGUUAACCAGACGUGGUAGGAAAAAAAAAGAAUUGCAUUUUUUAAAUCAGCGUGAAAACUGCUUAAAGAAGAUCUUUUGUCAUUUUUUCAUUAAUGCAGAGUGGUGUUAUUUGUCGAUUUUAAUGUUUUCCACUAUAACAACUAUUUGCAGGUUUCAAAUUAAAUUUUAUCAUGACUUGAAUAUAAUACAUAAUAUAAAAACACAGAAAUGUGAAUUUUUUGCAUUGACAUAUUACAUAGAUAGUAAACUAGAGAAAGUCUUUAAUAGUAGUUUUUAUUGUAGUUACUUUGAGGAAAGUUGAUUUACUGACUGAGUUGAACAUUUAUUACAGAGAACAAAAGUGUGAAAACAGAAUUUGUCUUCCAGCUAUAGCGAUAAGCAAAAUAGAAACUGGGAAAUGAUUUCCCUUCACACCAAUGUUCUCACAAGUGGUAUUCCGAGAUUGAAUUCAAAAUAUCCAUUAUUUUAUGAAUACUAUGGAUAAUUAUGGAGCAUUAUUCCAAAGUUAUUUUGUGGAUGGAUACAUUUACAUAUUUCUAUUAAAAAAUCUGCAUUCAUAUGAUGCACCACAAUAAAUUAUUUUUAUUAUAAAAUUUUCAUCAUAUUUAUCAUACUAUGCUAUAAAAGUAAGAUGAAAAUGAAUCUACAAUCUUAAGAGACAGUUAUUGAAAAUACGAAUGAAAUAAUAUUGUGCUGGUUGGAUUUAACACAUACAACAAACUAUUCACACAACCGGUGAAGAAAAUUUUACCCAUCCCAUAGUUUGCGUAAUACACAAAAAAUAAAAACAAUUCAGUAGGUUUUCAUAUUUAUUGCUUAAAGAACACAUAUAGAAAAGAAUAUAGUAAUUAUAAAAAUACAAUCGGUUUUAUAUUUGAAUUUGUGAUUCAUCAAUCUUUUUGGUUUUAUUAUUUCGGUGCACAAUUUUGGCAUACUCUGUAAUAAUUUCGACAAAUAAUCGUCGUCGAUUUGGUUCCAUUCGUUAUUCAGGAUAUUCCAUGUGAAGUGGAAUUAGGAAACUGCUUUCCGACUUCCCUGACCAACUUGCCCCACAACAACUAAAUCGUGUUGAGGUCGGGCGAUUGUGUCGGCCAAAUCAUUAUUUUCACAACAUUCUCGUUCCCCUUUCAAUUCUUUCAAAUACUCUUUGCACAACUUCGAGGAAUGCUUGGGAUCGAUGUUAUGCUGGAAGAUAAAUUUUAUGCCGAUCAGAGCUAGGCCAUAACGUACUAUCUUCUUCUUCUACUUCUUGGAGAUCUGUCGAUCUGUUAAUUCUGAAGCUGCCUCUGCAUCUUUUCCUGAGAGGUGGAUUGCCAACUAUCAUUCCACCUUUUAGGUGGUCUCCCGGGAGGCCUUGUGCCGGGCGGGUUGUUUUCUUGGACUAUUCUCGGAAGUCUCUUUUUGUCCAUCCGUCUUAUAUGGUUGUACCACUGCCUCUUACGUUGUUUUCCCCAUUUCACAAUGUCUUGUAUCCCGCAUUGCUCUUUGACAUCUGUAUUUCUUACUCUGUCUCUUCUUGUUUUCCCCACUAUUGUUUUUAGUGUUUUCAUCUCGGCCACCCCCAGCAUUUGUUUCGUCUUGUUGGUGUCCUCGCGGACUUCCGUGCCGUACGUCAUGAUGGGUCUGAUACAAGUCUUGUAGAUUCUAAUUUUGCUAUCUUUGCGCAUGUACGAGUUGACCAGACUAUAUCUCGUAGGCAUCCUGAUAGUGCGGAUGCUUUGUUAAUCUGGCUUCUUAGGUCUUUAAUUGGGUCGUGGGAACUUGAUAUGUCUAUGCCCAGAUAUCUGAAUUGCAUAACAUGUUUUAUGGGAUUGUCCUCCACCACCAGCUUACAUCUUGAGACAUGUUACUUUGUUUAUAAUUUUAUCCAUGAGGAGAAUAAAUAAGAAGGGACUUCGACUGUCACCCUGUCUAAUUCCUCCCGGUGUUGGGAUAUUUUCAGUGAAUUGAUCUCCUACCUUGACCUUUGUUACGUUAUUGUUAUUUAGGUUAUGGAUUAUCUUCGUUAUGUUUGCUGGUGCCUUAUUUUCCAUCAAUAUAUGCAUAACGUACUAUAUUUUCCAUAAAUAUUGUUUUACAGCCAUCUUUCUUAAAAAUUCCUUUAAUUUUUAUCAGGUGUCCAAACGCCCAUCCUCCAAAACAUCCCCAAACGAUUACCGAGCGUCUGCCGUGUUUUACAGGAAUUACAUAUGGAUCUAACAUCCGUCCUUCCUUUGACCUGCUCAAAAACACUCUUCUCUUGGACCCAAAAAUUUAUAACUUUGACUCAUCACUCCAUAAAACUCUCUCCUACUCUUCAUGUUUCCAAAUUUUUAUGGUCUACAAUUCACAGCAACCUUUUAAUUUUAUUUUGAAGUCUUAAAAGAGGUUCCACUGUCCCCUUCCAAAAAGGCCAGCUUCGCUCAAUCUCCUACAACACGUUUAUCUUCAGCGAGGCCGCAUUGCGCGUUUUCUAUCAUCAAAGCUCUUGGUGGAUACAUAUAUUUUUACGUUGUAGUUCACGGUGCGUCGAAGUCUUUUUAUUUCGGUGGCAGUCUACAUUUGCCUAGACUAUAAAGACUUGCGAUUAAUACACGAUAGUUCCUUGAUUUUAUCCCAGUCUGAAUUUGCAAUGUAUAGGUUCAAAAAGUAUACUUCACAGCACGUUCUUGCGUCUCACAGGGCUAAUUGAGAUUAAACUUCAAUCAUAAACACCCAAGAAUUAAUUCACGGUGGAAGAAUAACAAGUGUCAAUAAAUAACGGACAUUAUUAUUUUCAGUUUCACUUGUAAAUAUGAACGAGAAAUUUGUUUAAGUGUAUUAUUUUGGAAUUUAAUGAAUAGAUUAUGGGGUAGGCAAAAAGUUUUGACCGGUAGUGUAAUUAGAUAAUAUAUGUACUAAAGCAGUAAUGCAUCAAAUGUGCAGCAUACUUAUCUUUAAAAAAUAUUAGACAACUCUAAUUUCGAUUCAAGUGCCUAUCAUAUUACUUGACCACUUUCAUGCAUAAUAAUCAAAAUCUAUUUUCCAAAAAAUUAUAAUUCAUUAUUAAAUGAACGGUAAUUUAAGAAAAAACAUAGAGAACUGCAAUAGUUGAAUAAUUUGUUUUACUUAGAUGUUUAGUAGGUGAUAAUUAGUCUAAUUAUUUAAAUUGAAUUGAUUUGUUUUAUUAUUGACACUUUUUAAUUUAUUUAUAAGACAAAUCAUUAUACUUAUUAUUAAUUGGUGCUAAAUUGUUUUAAUUGUAUAAGGUGUUUUGAAAAAUUAUUUUAUUUAUUCAUCAAUUAUUAUUUUUGAAAAUGAUUUUAUUUUAUCAACAAAUCGAUUAUAAGUUGUCAGUAAAACUCAGAAUAACAAUUUUUGUCUCAUCUGUAAAAUGUACAAUUUCACAGAUCUUAAUUCCUAUCUUAUAUUUAGACAAAGUUAACCUUUUAAAUGAAAUCAGUAUAACAUGAAUCAAGCUUAUAGUAUACAAAAAAAUUGAAAUACAAUAUUCCCCUUUAUUAUAUUUACUAAAUGAAUGUAAAUAAAAAUUUUAUGAAAUAA
This is a messenger RNA of Diorhabda sublineata, 8050 nucleotides long. Its product is annotated as hydroxymethylglutaryl-CoA synthase 1. Gene Ontology annotation, biological process: acetyl-CoA metabolic process. Bases 231 to 1598 code for a protein of 455 amino acids. Lineage: Eukaryota; Metazoa; Arthropoda; Insecta; Coleoptera; Chrysomelidae. The record is from RefSeq and is a predicted model, not a curated record. The transcript is spliced from 2 exons. Gene Ontology annotation, molecular function: hydroxymethylglutaryl-CoA synthase activity.